AACUUUCAGGCCUUGCUGGAGUUUUUGAGGCUGGUUGUUUCUAGAGAAAGAAGAAACAAGAUGAAUCUUUGGAAUGUUUCCACUGUCAUUGCACCAAAUCUCUUCAUGCACAAGGGCUUGCCAAACAAAAUCCCAGAAGGGAAGGAGAAACAGCUGGCAGAGGGGGCAGCUGACAUUGUACAGAUGAUGAUCCAUUACCAGGAUUUGCUCUGGACUGUUCCAUCCUUCUUGGUAACCCAAGUGAGAAAACUGAAUGAGAGCAGCAGUAGGAAGCACCAGUUCUAUGACAAGAGGAUCAAGAACCUGUUAAGAAAGAUUCAUGCAGACAAGGAAAAGACUGAAAAGAACCAUGGUGAAGUGAGUUAAAUUCUCCUUACUCAC
Pogona vitticeps (central bearded dragon) is the source of this 381-nucleotide messenger RNA. NCBI's taxonomy places the organism in Eukaryota, Metazoa, Chordata, Lepidosauria, Squamata, Agamidae. The record is from RefSeq and is a predicted model, not a curated record.